This is a messenger RNA of Punctularia strigosozonata HHB-11173 SS5, 807 nucleotides long. Its product is annotated as calcium/calmodulin-dependent protein phosphatase. The record is from RefSeq and is a predicted model, not a curated record. Lineage: Eukaryota; Fungi; Basidiomycota; Agaricomycetes; Corticiales; Punctulariaceae. Bases 94 to 621 code for a protein of 175 amino acids. Gene Ontology annotation, molecular function: calcium ion binding; calcium-dependent protein serine/threonine phosphatase regulator activity. The transcript has 7 exons.
CCGCCCUCCUCUCUCCACCGCCUUGGAACCUCCCGAGGCUCCCCUGACGAAUACUACACUAGCUUGAGACUGCCGGAGAAGACGUAGCCAGCCAUGGGUCAAUCACCGUCGCAGUUCAUGGAGGAUAUGCAGAAGCGGUCCAACUUCACCGCGAGCGAGUUGGAACGUCUGAAGAAGCGGUUCAUGAAGCUCGAUAGUGAUGGCUCGGGAUCGAUAGAUCGUGAAGAGUUCUUGCAAAUACCGCAGAUCGCGAACAACCCGCUGGCGUCCCGGAUGAUCGCUAUCUUCGACGAGGAUGGUGGAGGAACUGUCGACUUCCAAGAGUUCGUCGGUGGAUUGAGCGCGUUCAGCAGCCGAGGCGGGAGAGAAGAGAAACUUCGAUUCGCGUUCAAGGUGUACGACAUGGACAGGGACGGAUUUAUAUCAAACGGCGAGCUCUUCCUUGUCCUGAAGAUGAUGGUCGGCAACAACUUGAAGGAUCAACAAUUACAGCAGAUCGUAGACAAGACGAUCAUGGAGGCGGACAAGGAUGGAGACGGCAAGCUCAGCUUCGAGGAGUUUGCGCAGAUGGUUUCAAACACGGAUAUCGUGAAGCAAAUGACCCUCGAAGACCUCUUCUGACCGUCCAUCGACUGCUCCUAUGUCUCCCGUCACCGUCUUUCUGCUUUCUCUCCUAGCAUACCCAUCAACUGUCGAUUUCACCUCCGCUGUUAGGCAUAGCACACGUUUCCUCCUCUAACUUGUCCCUUUCUUUGCACGCUAUGGGUGAUGAUAGUCUAAUGAUACUGUAGCGAUACCAAACAUACC